UAUGCCUGCUGUCACAUCUUUCUUUGCCCUGCAAAGAAUUACAGUCAGAAUGGGGACAGCAUUCUAUAUACUGAUUCUUUUUGCAUUUUUGACUUCUACAGGUCGGACAACUACAGUGUCCCUCAGAUCAACACAAACAACUCAAGCUUAUCCUCUGAGAUCAACAAUGACAUCUCCAGCAGUUAAUUCUACAUCACGUCCAGCAGUUAAUUUUACAACACGUUCAGUUAAUCAAACAACAUUUCCAGGAUACUACCCUGUCCGGCUUGUGGGUGGAUAUAAUAAUUGUUCUGGACGUGUGGAAAUUUUCUACAACAAUGCCUGGGGUACAGUUUGUGAUGACAACUGGGACAUAAAUGAUGCAAAUAUUGUAUGCAGACAGCUGAAUUGUGGAUAUGCAAAUGCAGCUUUAGGAAAUGCAUAUUUUGGACAAGGCUCUGGCUACAUUCUGCUUGACGGUAUCAAUUGUUAUGGAUAUGAAAACUAUAUUUGGCAGUGCCCGCACAAUGGCUGGGGAUCUCAUGACUGUAGUUCUUCUGAAGAUUCUUCUGUGAUCUGCUCAGGCCCACAAGGAUCAACAACAACAUCUACAGCAGUUAAUUCUACAUCACGUCCAGUUAAUUUUACAACACGUUCAGUUAAUCAAACAACAUUUCCAGCAGUUAAUUCUACAUCACGUCCAGCAGUUAAUUUUACAACACGUUCAGUUAAUCAAACAACAUUUCCAGGAUACUACCCUGUCCGGCUUGUGGGUGGAUAUAAUAAUUGUUCUGGACGUGUGGAAAUUUUCUACAACAAUGCCUGGGGUACAGUUUGUGAUGACAACUACAUAAAUGAUGCAAAUAUUAUAUGCAGACAGCUGAAUUGUGGAUAUGCAAAUGCAGCUUUAGGAAAUGCAUAUUUUGGACAAGGCUCUGGCUACAUUCUGCUUGACGGUAUCAAUUGUUAUGGAUAUGAAAACUAUAUUUGGCAGUGCCCGCACAAUGGCUGGGGAUCUCAUGACUGUAGUUCUUCUGAAGAUUCUUCUGUGAUCUGCUCAGGCCCACAAGGAUCAACAACAACAUCUACAGCAGUUAAUUCUACAUCACGUCCAGUUAAUUUUACAACACGUUCAGUUAAUCAAACAACAUUUCCAGCAGUUAAUUCUACAUCACGUCCAGCAGUUAAUUUUACAACACGUUCAGUUAAUCAAACAACAUUUCCAGGAUACUACCCUGUCCGGCUUGUGGGUGGAUAUAAUAAUUGUUCUGGACGUGUGGAAAUUUUCUACAACAAUGCCUGGGGUACAGUUUGUGAUGACAACUGGGACAUAAAUGAUGCAAAUAUUAUAUGCAGACAGCUGAAUUGUGGAUAUGCAAAUGCAGCUUUAGGAAAUGCAUAUUUUGGACAAGGCUCUGGCUACAUUCUGCUUGACGGUAUCAAUUGUUAUGGAUAUGAAAACUAUAUUUGGCAGUGCCCGCACAAUGGCUGGGGAUCUCAUGACUGUAGUUCUUCUGAAGAUUCUUCUGUGAUCUGCUCAGCAGUUAAUUCUACAUCACGUCCAGUUAAUUUUACAACACGUUCAGUUAAUCAAACAACAUUUCCAGUGACCUAUGCUGUCCGCCUUGUGGGUGGUAGGGACAGGUGUGCAGGACGUGUGGAAAUAAACUACAAUGGUACCUGGGGUACAGUGUGUGAUGACAACUGGGACCUAACUGAUGCUACUGUUGUUUGUAGACAACUAAACUGUGGAUCUGCUAUUUCUGCUUUACAAAAUGCAUAUUUUGGACAAGGCUCUGGACAAAUUUUCUUAGAUGACUUAAAUUGCUAUGGAUAUGAAUACUAUCUUUAUCAGUGUCCUCAUAUUGGCUGGGGAGUUCACAACUGUGUGCAUUCUGAGGACGCUGGAGUCAUCUGCUCAUAUUCUUCUGAAAGGCCCCCCGAAGUAUAUCCAGCAGUUAAUUCUACAUCACGUCCAGCAGUUAAUUAUACAACACGUUCAGUUAAUCAAACAACACUUCCAGUGACCUAUGCUGUUCGCCUUGUGGGUGGUAUGGAUAGGUGUUCAGGACGUGUGGAAAUAAACUACAAUGGUACCUGGGGUACAGUGUGUGAUGAUAGCUGGGACCUAACUGAUGCUACUGUUGUUUGUAGACAACUAAACUGUGGAUCUGCUAUUUCUGCUUUACAAAAUGCAUAUUUUGGACAAGGCUCUGGACAAAUUUUCUUAGAUGACUUAAAUUGCUACGGAUAUGAAAACUAUCUUUAUCAGUGUCCUCAUAUUGGCUGGGGAGUUCACAACUGUGUGCAUUCUGAGGAUGCUGGAGUCAUCUGCUCAUCUGUUAAUUCUACAACACAACCAGCUGUUAAUUCUACAACACAAACAGGUUUCCAAAACAUCAGCAACUGGGUAACAUCUGCUCCCAACUACACUUGUGGUGGUGUUCUGACAAACCCCAAUGGAGUUUUCUAUAGCCCUAAUUUCCCGAGUGCUUAUCCUAAUAAUGCCUACUGUUUCUGGGAAAUACGUGUCAGCCCUGGUCAUCACGUGGAGCUUCAGUUUCAACAAUUUGACUUGGAGGUAGGAUCUGGAUGUGUAUACGACUCUGUGACUAUAUAUGAUGGCCUCCCACUGACCUCUCCUCUGAUUGCAAAAAUAUGCACACCUGGUCAAAACACUUCAUUCAUCUCUACCUCAAAUAUAAUGGGUGUUGUAUUCCAAACUGAUUCUAGCGUCCAGUCAUCUGGUUUCCAGGCUGUUUAUACAUCAACAAACAGAAACAGCAGCUUGCCAGUGAAUUGUGGGGGAAUCAUAACAAACCAUUGGGGGUACAUUGAGAGCCCAUCCUACCCCUAUUCAUACAGUGCUGCAGAUUGUGUAUGGUAUUUACAAGUUGGACCUGGCAAUGUAAUCCAGAUACAGUUUACAGAUGUUAUACUUGAAAACUCACCUUUGUGUUCAUCUGGAUUUGUGGCAAUUUAUGAUGGGCCGCCCCAAAACUCUCCGUUACUUGGGAAAUUUUGUGGAUACUACAGGCUCAAUUUUACCUCCACCUCAAACAGUUUAAGUGUUGUCUACUCAAGUAGAGCAACGAGUGCAAACGUAAGAGGGUUUCGUGCACACUACGUUUCUGCAUAUCAAAGUAAUCAGAAUGUGACUCUCUCGUGUAUGUCAGAUCACAUGCAAGCUCAGAUUUCAUUAUGGUACCUUCAGUCUGUGGGGUUUUCAGGAGAUGAUCUUUUCUUGAAUGAUCCUUAUUGUCGUCCAGUCAUUUACGGCAGAUGGGUGACCUUUGACAUAUAUUACAAUCAAUGUGGUACAACAAGACAGGGUGAAAAUGACAUCAUAAGCUACUCAAACACAGUACAUGGUUAUCAUUCUGGUCAAAUAAUUGAACGCGGAAGAAAGCUAAACUUAAACCUUCAUUGUCAGAUGUACCAGGACACAAUGGUGGAAGUCUUGUACUAUUCUGAUGAUACUGUGAAUUAUGACCUAACACAACAAGGCUUAUAUUCUGUUAGCAUGUCCUUCUAUGGGAGUCCAAGCUUCAAUAAUCCUGUAUAUCAAUCACCAUUCUUUGUCCAACUCAACCAGGACUUAUAUCUUCAAGCCACAUUACACAGUUCUGAUCCUGAUCUCAUCUUGUUCAUAAACACAUGUGUGGCAUCACCAGAUCACAACGAUUUUGAAACUCAAACUUAUGACUUAAUACGGAAUGGGUGUGUCAAAGACUCCACCUAUACAGUGUACCAAUCUCCGUACUCAUAUCAAGUUCGAUUUGGAUUCAAUGCCUUUGGAUUUGUCAGCCAAUAUUCCACUGUUUAUUUGCAGUGCAAGCUGACAGUAUGUCCAAAAUACACAUAUUCAAGAUGCACACAGGGUUGUAUAACCAGACAUAGGAGGGCUGCAGAACCAUCCCAUGAAGAGCAUACGGUUUUGCUUGGACCCAUUCAACUUUUAAUCUAAAGAAUAAAUGUCAAAAUCAAAUUCUAAUCUUUCAAAUUAUAGUAUUUUCUUUAAUUUUUCUAAGCUCUCUGUUAAAUAAUUAUAUAAUCACUCUAUUACUCUAUUAUUUGGAUAAUACUUAGAAUAGGUAUAUGAAAAAUACUUGUACCUUUUUAUAUGUUAUUUUUAAUUGAUUAAAAAUAUAUCAUAGAAAAA
Molecule: messenger RNA, 4141 nt
Organism: Bombina bombina (fire-bellied toad)
Lineage: Eukaryota; Metazoa; Chordata; Amphibia; Anura; Bombinatoridae
Product: deleted in malignant brain tumors 1 protein-like
Cellular component (GO): membrane
Source: RefSeq, a predicted model, not a curated record